AUGAAUAACAAUUUAGACUUUAACGACCCAGAAUUUCAAGAGUGGAUUCAUCAGAUCAGCAAAAAGAUAGCUACUCUGACUAAGAUUGUCUUCCGUCUUCAUGCAGAAGCAAUUGACAGGAAAGAUGAAGUAAAACAUCUUCGAGAAUCGUUAGAGGAUGAAUAUGCUGCAGCUCAAGUAGUAACAAAGAAGGAAAUCGAUCGAGUUACUAAUUUCAUGCAAACAUGCGAGCAAACAGUCGAUUCAAAUAUAAGGCAGAUUUACCAGAAAGAGUUUUCGAAAGUAUCACAACAAUACGAUGAGCGUCGUGCUCAAAUGGAAAGUCAGGCCCAUAGAGUUGUCGAAUUUGCCUCAAAUCAAAUCGUUUUAUACCAAAAACAGCUGCAGAACUUAAAAGCUAUGCUUGAAAAACAAACUACAAUGAUUAAUAACUCAGCAGCAGAGUUCCAAAAGAUAUCAGAAUCAACAUUAGCAAAGUUAGAAGAGAAACAUAAAAAACAAUUAACUCAACAUGUCAAUGUCGCUAACAAGAAGUACAACGAGAUUGUCAUGAAGACAGCCAAAGAUGAAGAAGCCAUCAGACAGAAAUAUGAAGAAGAAUUAGCUAAAUUACGAGAUCAAAUCGCUUCAGAACAACAGAAAACAGCGGCAGACUUAUUACAAAAGCAAAAGAAACUAGAAGCGAGAGUUAAAAAACUCGAGGCGGAAAGAGAUGAAAUAGUUGUUGAAGUUGAUGAGUUGAAAUUAAGUUUAAUUCAAAUGCAGCAAGAAUCAGAGAAACUAGCAGAGAAAAUGGACGAACAAAAGAACAUUAUUAUGAAUAAAUAUGCUGAAGAAGAGAAAAAACUUGAUGAAGAAGAGAAUCAAAUUAAAACUAAAUAUGAAGGCAUAUUAAAAGAUCUUGAAGACCAAAUAAACCACGAAAAGGAAGAGUCCGAACGUACUAUGAAGUCAAUUAAUGACCAAUUAGAGCAGGAAAGGCAAGAACAUGAAAAACAAAUGAAAAUUUUAAUGGAGUCCUCAAAUACAAACAAAGCAGAUGGAGAUUCGAGAAAGCAACAACUAGAUAAUGAGCACAAGAUGGCUAUUGAUGAAUUAAACAAGAGACAUAUGGAAUAUGUUGCUGAAUCUCAACGAAAAGAGAAAGAAUUGCAAGAAGAAAUGCAAAAUGUACAAAAGAAAUUCGAUGUUGACGUACAAUCCCUUAAAGCAGCCAUCUUUUCCGCAAAACAAAAAAUCGAAGAAGAAUUAAAAGCUUUGGAUGAGAAAAAUCAGAGAGAAUUAAGUGAAUUAAAGAAGAAGCAUGAUGAGGAAAUCAAGAGACUUGAGCAAGAACUUAAUAAUUCCAUGGCCCAGAGUUCAGAUUCAGCUGCCAAACUACAAGAAUCAAUCCAACAUGCUCAGAAGGAGCUUGAUGACUUAAUUGCUGCUCAUAAUGCCGCAAUGGAGCUUCGUAAAAACGUAAGAGAUCAAAAAUUAAAAGAAUUAGAGGAAAACCAUCGUAAGAGAAUGGAAGAAGCGAGUGAAUUAUACAAGAAAGACAUGGAUGAACUCAAAAACAAGAACCAAACAGAAAUCGACGAAAUGACGAAAAAUCAUAAAUCAGAAAUCGAAAAAUUGAAGAAAGAAGGAGAAGAAAAGAAGAACAAAGAUGCAAAUGACCUUCUAGAAAAGCUGAAAAAACAAAGGCAAAACGAUUUAGAUGAUCUUAAAAAGACCUGGGAUGAAAAAUUGGCCGAAAUUCGACAAAAAAUUGCAGAAAAAGAGAGACAAAAGCAAAAUGCCGAAGAAUUCAGGAAAGAAGAGAUUGCUAAACGCCAAAAGAGGAUCGAUGAACUCAAGAAAAUGGACAAUUCGCGGUGGAAAUCCGAAAAAGCUGCGAUGAUUGCGAAAUUUACUUCACAAUAUAACGAAUUAUGUGCUGCCCAUAAAGCAGAAGAGGAACAGGCCGAGAAACUCCGUAAAGCAGCUCAAGAACAGUUCGACCAAGAGAUGGAACGCCUCAAAAACGAAUUGGAAACUGUUAAAAACGAACAUCAAAAAACGGUUAGUGAACUGACCACAAAUUACAACGAACUUGAAGCAAAUAACAGCAAAAUCAUUAAGGAGAAAGAAGACAUUAUUAAAGAGAAAGAGCAGAACAAGACAGCAGAGAUACAAAGGCUCCAAGACGAGAUAGCAAAACUCAAAGAAGAAAUUGAUUUGAAACAAAAAGAAAUCGAAAGCAAAAGUGGCGAAGAAGACAAAAGAAGGAACAAAGAAUUGGAAGAUCUCAAAGAUAGUCAUGCCAAAGAGAUCGAAAGGAUAAAGAAAGCAAACGAUGUCCUUCAGAACCAAAGAAAAGAAGAAUUAGAUAAAAUCAAAGCAGAAAUUGAAAAACAAAGACAAAAAGGAGAAAACGAUGUCAAAGACCAUGAAAAGAAAGCAAAUGAAGAACUUAAUGGUAUCAAGAAGAAACAUGAAGAAGAAUUAGAUCAACUGAGAAAACAAUUAGAAGACAUUAAACAACAAAUUUCAGCACAAAAGAAGAAACAACAGGAUCAACUUGAAGAACAAGAAAAAGAAUACAAUAAGAGAAUGGAAGAACUUAAGAAGAAAUGGGAUUUGCAAAUAGAGAAACAGAAACAAGAUAUACAAAAAAUGGAACAAGAAAAGAAAGAAAACAUCGCAAAUCUAGAAGUAGAAGCAAAAGAUUGGGAAGAAAAGUUCGAAAAUAGAGGUGCAAGACCUGAAGAUUUAGAGAAAAUUGCUGAAUUGGAAAGACUUAUUGAUGAGAGAACUAAAGCUUUGAAUGAAGUACAGAGCCAGUUAAAAUAUUGCCAGGCUGAAUUACUCAACAGAGAAACAACAUUUAACAAAGUUUUCAAUUCAAAACCUCAGGGACAAGUUUUGUCUGCUUUGCAAAAGAAAGUUAAGAGAGAUAAGUUGAUGUCCGCUUUGGAUCAAAACUCAAAAUUACCUGCGUUAGAGGCCAAAACUCCAACUCCAAGAAAAUAA
This is a messenger RNA of Trichomonas vaginalis G3, 2997 nucleotides long. Its product is annotated as TAG-278-related family. The transcript has a single exon. Lineage: Eukaryota; Parabasalia; Trichomonadida; Trichomonadidae. The record is from RefSeq and is a predicted model, not a curated record. The coding region runs from base 1 to 2997 and encodes 998 amino acids.